Messenger RNA from Pyricularia grisea, 1419 nucleotides. RefSeq lists its product as uncharacterized. The record is from RefSeq and is a predicted model, not a curated record. Gene Ontology annotation, biological process: chromatin remodeling. NCBI's taxonomy places the organism in Eukaryota, Fungi, Ascomycota, Sordariomycetes, Magnaporthales, Pyriculariaceae. Gene Ontology annotation, molecular function: nucleosome binding. Bases 344 to 1276 code for a protein of 310 amino acids. The transcript is spliced from 2 exons. Gene Ontology annotation, cellular component: Swr1 complex.
UCCAGUCAAGCAAUCAUCAAUCUCCCGACGCUCUACCGCUCAAGUAGGACAAGGCAAGGUAGGAACCCACCUAUUUAAGUACAGUAGUGCAACCGAGAGAGUAGGUAGACCCCUGCCGACAUCUCCAACAUGCCCCUCAGCUGUGACGUCUAAAUCUCGUCCCUUUUCCGGGGGAGAAAAGCAAUCUAAAAUUCCCCAAGCAUCACCUACAAAGUUAUUGCCUGACAACCUACCACACUUAAUUUCCAUUGAACCAUACCGAUCAACAAACCGACCCCCCCGAUAUUCAGUCAAAUCACAAGGCGGUUAAUAUAAGCUCUUUACAUCUGGGGGAAAAAAUAUAAUGAACAAUUUCGGCGUCGUCGAGGUCGCUAGCACGCGCACCACAAACGCGCCAGGAUGGGCAUACGUCCCAGACACGGGCAUCAACCCGGCCGUCGCCGCGCUGCAGCCCACAAACCGCAAGCGCGCAGCCCGCAAUAACCGCGCCUCCGGAAAACCGAGCCUCACAGACCUGUCGGCACGGCAAGAGGCUGCUGUGCGCAAGGAAGUCGAGCAGCUGGACCGGGAUGCAUUCAAGGAUGCUGCCAUCGCUGUACCAGCACGCACUGGUGGGAGUAGAGCUUCCAACAAGCACACACCCAACGUCCGAAAGAUUCUUAUGUCGCAAAAGACAUUUGCCAACCACGUCAGCGACUACGAAGCUCUCCAAGGCUCCGCCGAUGCCACCUCUUCGGCCACCACGCCGCGUCCCUCGCAACCCCACACACCAGCAGCGUCGACGCCGGCGCCCACAAGCCGAACAAGCAGCUCGACAAACAAAAAGAAGAAACCAGCACCCGCCCCACCGCAGCCGCCACAACCGCCAGCCGCUCCGGACGUUGACGACGUCGACAUGACCGACGCCCCGCCCUUGCAAGGCGACCGGACCAUUCUACCCCCUUACACAGGCAGGACGCCCGCCCCUCACCGCCUGGACGACGACCCGUUGCUGAAAAGUCACGUCCCUAAAGUUCCAACGGACGAUGACCUCCGGCCUCUAUUGCUUGCCCCGCCCAUGCCCUACCCAGAAUUGAUGGCACGCGCGAGCGCCGCAGAGGGUGAAAACGACGAGGAGGACGACUCAUCGGCCCGCAGAAGGUACCCGAUGCGUGUGUUCUGUUCCGUGUGCGGAUAUUGGGGCAAGGUCAGGUGCAUCAAAUGCAACACACGCGUGUGCGCGCUUGACUGUCUUGAGGUGCAUCGUGAAGAAUGUGUCACUAGGUACGGGCUGUAACGAGAUACUCGAUUCCUUGAGUAUCUGUUGACGGUGGAACCGUACUCCUCGCGAAGUUUUCGUUUGUACUGUGCUAUACUGUACUACCAAUAUCUUGAUACCCGUAGAGCAAUUUAAAACCGAAUGUUUCAUUGUUUUGUACA